Messenger RNA from Dentiscutata erythropus, 318 nucleotides. NCBI's taxonomy places the organism in Eukaryota, Fungi, Glomeromycota, Glomeromycetes, Diversisporales, Gigasporaceae. The record is from the annotation of a GenBank genome assembly.
AUGUAUUAUCUGGUGAUCGAGCUGGACGAUGAUUACCAGAGAGGGUUAGAAGAACCCGGCAACACCGGUGUUGUUAAGGAGGAUGCCGAGCGGAUUACUCAUCUGGAAAAAAUAAUAACCUCCACGGAAGACAUUGAAGAUUCGUACAGGGCGAUGGUUGUGUGGAAAUUUGUCCAAUCACCUACAGAAGCAACUACACAUAAUUCAUCAUCAAUGGUGGACGAUGUGAAAAUAAUAGACCGGUCAAUCGAUGGAGUUGAUCAAGUAGAGAAAGCUAACGCAAAAAGGAAUAGUGUUUUGCUUCAGGAACAUCGGUAA